Cynoglossus semilaevis (tongue sole) is the source of this 1638-nucleotide messenger RNA. It is a transcript of the gene napsa, whose product is annotated as napsin A aspartic peptidase. The transcript has 9 exons. Gene Ontology annotation, molecular function: aspartic-type endopeptidase activity. Gene Ontology annotation, cellular component: lysosome. The record is from RefSeq and is a predicted model, not a curated record. Gene Ontology annotation, biological process: proteolysis. Lineage: Eukaryota; Metazoa; Chordata; Actinopteri; Pleuronectiformes; Cynoglossidae. The coding region runs from base 123 to 1319 and encodes 398 amino acids.
GAAAAGGACGAGUAUAAACGAUAAAAGCCGAGACGCUAAUACUUUGCGCUGCGUGAGUUGAAAUAUUGGAAUUUCUCUCUUGUAACAACGGUAAACCGUUACUGUUGAUUAUCAGCACAGACAUGGCGCGACUGGGGAUAUUUCACCUUAUCUUUGGAACCCUGCUGGUAACACAAAGUGUCGCUAUUAUCAGGGUUCCUCUCCACAAAACCAGAAGCCUGCGUCGCCUCAUGAGUGACAACGGCAUGUCUCUGACGGAGCUGCGGGCUCUGGCUCAAACCGUCGGCCCCGAGGAAAAGCCUCCUCCUUCCGGACUGCCCGUGGAAAGACUAAUCAACUUCAUGGAUGCUGCGUACUACGGUGUGAUCAGCAUCGGUACUCCCCCACAGGACUUCACUGUGCUGUUUGACACCGGUUCCUCCAACCUGUGGAUCCCUUCGUUUCACUGUUCCUUCUUUGAUCUGGCCUGCUGGCUUCACCACCGCUACAACUCCAAAAAGUCCAGCACGUACGUGCAGAACGGCACAGAGUUCUCCAUCCAGUACGGCCGAGGCAGCUUGUCUGGUUUCAUCAGCGAGGACACGGUCUCCGUGGCUGGACUGUCGGUUCCUGGUCAACAGUUUGCCGAGGCGGUGAAGCAGCCUGGCAUCACAUUCGCAGUCGCACGCUUCGAUGGGGUCUUGGGCAUGGCCUACCCCUCCAUAUCUGUGGCCAAUGUCACGCCAGUGUUUGACAAAGCCAUGGCUUCCAAACUGCUGCCUGAGAACAUUUUCUCUUUUUACAUUAGCAGGAACCUAUCAGCAGCAGUGGGAGGAGAGCUGAUCCUGGGGGGCACGGAUCCACAGCACUACAGUGGAGAUCUUCACUAUGUUAACGUCACACGCAAAGCUUACUGGCAGAUUGAAGUGAACGGAGUGGAAGUUGGCAGCCAGCUGACACUGUGCAAAGCCAGUUGCCAGGCCAUUGUUGACACUGGAACGUCACUCGUGGUUGGCCCUCGGGAGGAAAUAAGAGCGCUGCACAGAGCCAUUGGAGCGCUGCCACUGCUAAUGGGAGAGUACUUAAUUGACUGUAAGAAGAUUCCAUCUCUCCCGGUCAUCUCCUUCAACAUUGGUGGGAAGAUGUUCAACUUGACCGGAGACGAUUAUAUCGUGAAGGAGACUCAGCUGGGAACAUCAAUCUGUCUGUCAGGCUUCAUGGCCAUGGAUAUCCCUCCUCCUGCUGGGCCCCUGUGGAUUCUGGGAGAUGUGUUCAUCGGAAAGUACUACACCGUGUUUGACAGGAACGCCGACCGUGUGGGGUUCGCUCCUGCCAAAUAAUUGGAGAACGACACGUGAGAGCGAAUGACGCCUGUGAACAUUUUCACAGGAAGUGAAAGUACGAAUCCAACGUAAAAAUAAAAAAAAAAAAGAUUUCAUGAUCUGAACAAAAGGACUGCUUCAGGUUCUGCUUCUAACCCUGAGCCUCAGCAUCACAGCUCUCAGUAAUUAGUUAAUAAAUCUAUGCAUUUUUUAUACUUUGAUAUUACAACAGCUUUAGGAAGAAAUUCACAAAUGUUUUAUAUGAUAAACUUGUUUCUGUACAUUUCAAAGUCCCUUACAUUUGAGUCAAUAAAGUGUAAUAUUUAUGAAAGAUGAA